Messenger RNA from Aspergillus ibericus CBS 121593, 973 nucleotides. Its product is annotated as NAD(P)-binding protein. The coding region runs from base 165 to 905 and encodes 246 amino acids. Lineage: Eukaryota; Fungi; Ascomycota; Eurotiomycetes; Eurotiales; Aspergillaceae. The transcript is spliced from 2 exons. The record is from RefSeq and is a predicted model, not a curated record.
CUACCUUAGCAGUGUCAACGCCAUAUAAAAGGGACUCAAGACCAGGGAAAUUCGGUUCAUUGUCCAUCUAACAGUCAUUGCGAGCUCUCGUUCCUUCCUACCUUCAUUAUAUUCUCCGUGGUAUUGUUUUUCUCUCCCCUCCUCAAACAGCAGCACUUGUCAACAUGGCUACUCUCGCCGGCCAGGUCGUUAUCAUUACCGGAGGAUCCAAAGGCAUCGGCAAAGCCACGGCUCUCCGUGUGGCCCGGGACGGCGCCAAGGUAGUCAUUCAGUACCACUCGGACGACCAGGGAGCGCAGGAGGUGGUCGACACCAUCGGCGAGGAGAAUGCCUUAGCCGUCAAAGGCAACGCCGCCAGUGUGACCGACUCCGAGGAGCUCAUCCGUCGCACGCUGGAGAAAUUCGGCCAGAUUGAUGUCCUCAUUGCCAACGCGGGGACCCUACCAUACAAGGAUCUUGCGAGUACUUCGGAGGAAGACUUUCAGGCAUGCGUGGAUCUCAAUGUCAAAGGCCCAUACUUCCUGGUCCAGAAAGCGGUGCCACACCUGCGGCCCGGCGCCCGGAUCAUCCUGGUCUCCACCACGCUCUGUCAUGCCUCCACCGUCAACCCGCGCUAUCUCCUCUACUUGACCACCAAGGGCGCCGUGGAACAAAUGGUCCGCGUGCUGUCCAAGGAGUUGGGCCCGAAGGAGAUCUCCAUUAAUGCGAUCGCCCCCGGCCCCACCGAUACCGCUCUGUUCAGUAAGGGCAUGAAUCCCGCGGUGCUGGCGGCUGUGAAGAAUCUCAUUCCCCGUGGGCGGCUCGGCACUCCAGAAGAAGUGGCCGAGGCGAUGGCAUUUUUCAGUUCCCCCGCCAGUGGAUGGGUGUCAGGUCAGAUCUUGCGAGUGAAUGGGGGAAUGGCCUAGAUCCGGACUGGGAAUAAGCAGAUAGGAGUGUAUGUAAUCGUGCAAUGAAUUGACUAAUUUUGACUGUA